GCUUACACAAACUCAAAGUUAAGGACUUCUCACUUGUUGAGGUCAACACCUUUCUCCUUAAAUUGCCAUUUUUUCCCAGAGGAAGCGUAUAUUUGGAUUAUCAAGACUGAGUAGCAGGACGCCGCACGUUGUAGCUAACCUCAACAUCUCAACAUGGCUGCUUAUGCCCUUGUCACACAGAACUUUAAGUUCGCAUCUCUCUUCUUCAAGAGUAAAGAUGUGAUGAUAUUUAAUGGUAUGAUUGCUCUGGGCACUGUGGCCAGCCAGACGGCGUACAACGUUUUUGCCUUUGAUUGUCCGUGCUCGCCCUCCAGGAAUUAUUACUACGGCCUGGCCGCUAUUGGCGUUCCAGCGUUGGCCUUUUUCGUUGUGGGAAUAUUAUUGAACAAGAGAACUUGGGACCUGGUAUCAGAGUUCCGCCUCAGGAAGUUCCGCAAAAUGUCAGCAGCCGCAGGAUCUGCGGUUUUGGGGAGUAUUCUGGGCCGAGCCGUGGUGGCACCGCUGACAUGGACUGUUCUCUCCAUGCUGCAAGGUCACGCCUACACGUGUGCUUUAAGUGAGUUUACAGAAUCCAGGACAGUGGAGGGCUUCCCCCCAGAUCAAGACAAAGAGAUAAUGGCAAAGUUCCCGUGCAAGGAAAGUCUUCCAGAAGACUUGCAAGGCUUCUGGGCAGAAAUUGAUCGGCGUCUGAAAUAUGAAUCUCAGCUGAUAGGUUGGAUGAUCCUGGCUGGAAUGUCUCUGACGGUGUUCCUGGUGAUGUGUUCCAAACGAUGCUGUUCGCCCCUUGGCUACCAGCAGGAAGAAUACUGGUCCAAGUAUCGCUCCAGAGAAAAGGAACUCUUUCAACGCACAGCAGAGGUCCACGCCAACGUCAUGGCCUCGAAACACAUUGAGAACUUCUUUGGUUUUGUGGCUUUAGAGAAGGCGGAGAAGGAACAAAUUGCCGAAUACCAGACUGCCGUCAAGCCCAUUUGUAGCAGGGAGUGGAACAGAGUGACUGGUGUCUACCUCUACAGGGAGAAAAACAAUCUACCUCUUUACAGCAGACUCAAUAAAUGGGCAACAUACUCUCCGGACAACAAUAUAGAAGGUUUUGAUAAAGAAAUGGAGGUUUUUAUUAGUUAGCAUAGUCUACAUCAUUUUUCUUUCAUGUGCAUUUCAGAGAGUUGAAACUUGGUUUACUUGUUACUGUGUUGUAUGGUACUAUAUUAUAUGUGGAUUACAAGACGUAGUAAUUCGAGUGAAGUCAUCAGCCAACCGUCCUCUUUAGUCCUCUUAAUAGAGCUGAUCAAUGUUAGACCAGGUUUUGGAAUACUUUUUAAAUAAUACUUCACGGUGUCAGAAGAUUCUUGAAGAUAUUGCGGAAAAAUAUAUAUGAAGUCUGCAUGAACUAGCACACCUGUGCAUUUGCCGAUGCUAAGAAUGACAAUAUGCGCGACAUAUUGGUCAUUGGAAUUUGUGACAUAGAGCUAUCUGAGAAGCUACAGCUCAUGCCAGGGACCAAACUAUCUUGGACAUCACAUUAUCAAGCAUGGAAUUUGUCCUGAUGAAGCAAAAGUCAAAGGUGUUAGCGAGCUAAAACCACCCAGCAAUGUCAAUUGCAAUACUUGUUUUAAUUACAGAAAUGUCUUAAUUUAUGAUUACUCAAUCCAUCAAUCAAAGUUUAUUUAAAUAGCCCUCAAUCACAAGUGCCUUAAAGGGCUGCACAAACCACAACGACAUCCCCUGAUCUGAACCCACAUCCGAAAAGUCCAAAAUGGUAAAAAGACGAAACCUUGGGAAGAUGUCACAGAUGCGGGGACCGCCCUCCUGAUGAUUGCAUUUCUUUAGACACUAUUUGCUUGCAUGCAUGUGUGUCAUGAUGGGAAGUAUGUAAGAUGAUGAUAUAUUUUGUUAGUAUUUAUUGGUUUUAUAUACUUCUUAUAGGUUUCCAUUUGUGCUUUAAGUCAAAUGUAGUUUUUAUUUACAAUGAAAAUGAUGGAAUCUAACACAUGUGACUUAUGUACAAUUGUUUAAGCUAAUGUUGCUGGACUCUGCAUUUGUUUCGAAAUGGCACCAAAAAAUUCUGUCAACUUGUGGAAAUCUAUACAUUUCUCCUACUCAGCUCUCAACUCAGUUCCUUCGACUUUCCUAUUGUAUGUAGUAUUGGCGGAUGCAAUAGCAUCUACCCGCUGCAGUUGAUUGGGACAACUACAAAAAGUUAGCAGAGCUUGGUCCUGUCAACUUACAACAUGUUCUAGAGCAGGGUUGUCAAACGUAAGGCCCGCGAACAGGUUUUAUCCGGCCCACGGGAAGAGUUUGCUAAAUAUAAAAAUGAGCCAAAGAUUUUUAAUGAAAGAAACUGCUGUUCUAAAUGU
This is a messenger RNA of Entelurus aequoreus (snake pipefish), 2357 nucleotides long. Its product is annotated as calcium homeostasis modulator protein 2-like. Gene Ontology annotation, molecular function: monoatomic cation channel activity. The record is from RefSeq and is a predicted model, not a curated record. The transcript is spliced from 3 exons. Lineage: Eukaryota; Metazoa; Chordata; Actinopteri; Syngnathiformes; Syngnathidae. Bases 154 to 1125 code for a protein of 323 amino acids.